Messenger RNA from Nylanderia fulva, 1122 nucleotides. RefSeq names its product mitochondrial ribosomal protein S34 (gene mRpS34). Lineage: Eukaryota; Metazoa; Arthropoda; Insecta; Hymenoptera; Formicidae. The record is from RefSeq and is a predicted model, not a curated record. Gene Ontology annotation, cellular component: mitochondrion. Gene Ontology annotation, molecular function: structural constituent of ribosome.
UGGUUGGAUUUUGGAUUUAAAAAAAGAAGAUUGACCUAUAACCUCUCUGUCAAAAUAUUAGUCCUCGUUAUUUGUAACGUAGAUGUGAUUUUCGUGUUAAUUUUAAUGUCGUGUGCCACGAUUUAAAACAAGAAGAUAACGUCGAGAACCCGAUCAGCUGAUCACCUGUCAAGUCGAUGAGAGAGAAUACACAAGUUACGCGAUGCCUAUAAAACUCAUCGGUCGUACGACAGAUUUCAAGGGAAAACCCUUGUGGGAGAUUUUGGGAAAUUUGAAAAACUUUGGCGUAGGAAGACUUGUGAUCAGGAAUCGCUUUCAGAGGUAUCCCGAAGCAUGUUACAUGAAGAUACUUAAGGUAGCCGCGAUGCCCUUGCCGGAUAGAGCUUAUACUGAUCGUAAAGUUAUGGUACUAGUCGAGAGGGUUUUUCGCGGUCAAAAAAGCCCAAAACCAAUUCAGCUGGACGCUGCGACUUACAAAGCUGAUUAUAUGUUGGUACCCAAAGAUCAGGAGCACUUGUAUCUAGAGAAUAGGCAAUUGCCAGAGGAAAAAAUUUUGCCUAAAACGACAGAUCUUCCGCCGUUACUCUCGCAAAUUUUAAUGCGUCAGAUGAAGACUAAAGGAGUAACAGUGUCCGAGGAACCGAAAUUAGCUCUUAGAUAUAAUUUUGAAGGGGCAGCGAUUAAGAAUUACAGAUUAGCCAAGGAGGGUGAAAGUCCAACGGUGAAAUUGAAUUUUAGUCUGGACGAGUCUAGUGUUUUGUAUCCAAAGUUAGAAGAAGAAGUAUCUUUGUGAGAUGUAUUUAAUUUCUAUAGAAAAUUAAAGGAAUAGUUGUUUUAUAAAUACAUGAGAUGUGUCAAGUUAUUUAAAAAAAAAAGUAAAGGUGUAACGAUCAGUCUAACACUUUGAGAGUUUCGCUUUAUCAAGUUCAGUAAAACUGUCCAUUCUCUCUACACGGAUGACCUGCAAUUUAUAUAGCAGUCGUUAUAUAUUUCAAUCUCUUGCUUAAUUAUAUUCCAGUACCUUCCAAAAUUGACGCAUCUCCUCAACAUCCAUUCUUUUUCUAACGAGCCAACCACGAACAUAUCUCUGUAUUUGUAAGGCGGCAUCUUCUUUGCUCCACA